Messenger RNA from Monopterus albus (swamp eel), 482 nucleotides. RefSeq names its product early endosome antigen 1-like. Gene Ontology annotation, cellular component: cytoplasm; IkappaB kinase complex; nucleus. The annotation marks the transcript as partial. The transcript has 3 exons. Lineage: Eukaryota; Metazoa; Chordata; Actinopteri; Synbranchiformes; Synbranchidae. Gene Ontology annotation, molecular function: K63-linked polyubiquitin modification-dependent protein binding. Gene Ontology annotation, biological process: positive regulation of canonical NF-kappaB signal transduction. The record is from RefSeq and is a predicted model, not a curated record.
AUUAAAACUCCUGUCAGUGUAGUGAAGUUAGCUGGCUUCUUUUAUUUCUGUAGGUAUCGGGAGCUGGAGGAGAAGCUUGAUUACCUGCAGAAGAGUUCAGCUCAGCGGGACAGAACUGAAGCUCUGCUCAAACAAAAGGAUAAGGACUGUGCUCAGCUGGCCAAGGACUGUGAGGCUCUGAAAGCUCAAGCAACUUCCCUAUUAGGAGAGCUGAAUGAGAGACAGACCUGCCUGGAGAAAAGCGAGCAGGAACGCAAACAGCUAGAAGAAAAGCUGUGCAGUAAGGUGAAGUCCCUGCAGGUGGCAGAGCGGGAGCUGGAGCAACAGAGGAAGCAGCAUCAUGUGGCCAUGGACAAGCUGCUGCUGCAGAAGGACAACCUGGAGCAUGCCCUGAAGACAGAGAGACAUGUUGUCACAGAGGAGAAGUGGGUUCCACACACAGAUAGCAGUGACCCAACUGGUUAUUACAUGUCUGCACUAUU